AUGAGUAACACUGGGCCAAAUACGACUCUUAAGCACGAGGUCUCCUAUUGCCUGCCCCUCCUCCUCCUCCUUCUCCUCCUUCUCCUCCACCUCUUUAUCUCCCCUCCACCCACACAGGCGAACAUAGCGACGCGCACAAUCGAUUUGCGGCCACGCGAAUAUUCAUGGCCAAUAGCUGUGGAGCAUGACACGCGUCAGCCAAUCGGAUCUCUGAGCUGUGCUCAGAAAAGCGUGAGCCGUGCUACGAAUAAUCGCAACACAUUCACACGAUUACAAAAACACGCCUCUAUUCGGCCUGGGUCGUCUUCGGGUGAAGUAUUGCCCAAAGCUUUCAAAAAAAACCACAAUAACGUCUUCGAGCGUCCUGGCGCCUGUGUAUCCAUCAUUAUGGCCGUAAGCUACACCGCCAACAUCCCUGACAACUUCGCCAACCACCUCUUACAAGAUAACUAUGAGUACAAGGUCUGUUACUCUCUCGUCUCUACCAUGACACCUUGGAAAUUCUUCCAUUGCAUUUAA
Molecule: messenger RNA, 519 nt
Organism: Hydatigera taeniaeformis
Lineage: Eukaryota; Metazoa; Platyhelminthes; Cestoda; Cyclophyllidea; Taeniidae
Source: the annotation of a GenBank genome assembly